This is a messenger RNA of Carassius gibelio (silver crucian carp), 1117 nucleotides long. RefSeq names its product alpha-crystallin B chain-like. The record is from RefSeq and is a predicted model, not a curated record. Gene Ontology annotation, molecular function: protein folding chaperone; structural constituent of eye lens. The transcript is spliced from 3 exons. The coding region runs from base 1 to 504 and encodes 167 amino acids. Gene Ontology annotation, biological process: response to heat; protein refolding. Lineage: Eukaryota; Metazoa; Chordata; Actinopteri; Cypriniformes; Cyprinidae.
AUGGAAAUUUCUAUCCAACAUCCCUGGCACCGCCGACUCUGGUUCCCAGGCAACUUCCCAUAUCGAAUUAAUGACCAGUAUUUCGGAGAGCACAUACCUGACAGUGAUCUUUUUUCACCUUUCAACACGUUUUACUAUCGACCUUAUUUCUGGCGGUUUCCAAACUACUGGGACAGUGGCAUGUCAGAGAUGAGAAUGGAUAGAGAUCGGUUUGUAAUCAACCUGGAAGUGAAGCACUUCUCUCCAGAUGAACUGAUGGUCAAGAUCAAUGAUGAUUUUAUUGAGAUUCAUGGGAAACAUGAUGAACGACAGGACGAGCAUGGCACUGUAGCAAGGGAGUUUUACAGGAAGUACAAGAUCCCGGCCGGAGUAGAUCCAGGUGCCAUCACUGCUUCUCUGUCCUCUGAUGGUGUGCUGACCAUCUGCACACCACGCCACCUGCUGGACAUCCCUGAGCGCAACAUCUCCAUCACCUGUGGAGAGAAGCCACCAGCGCAGAAGUAAACCUGUCCACAGCUGCACCUCUGCCUUUGUUCCAAAAAAAAAAAAAAAAACACCAUUAAAUCAUCUACUGUAUUAAGACCAUGUGCUUUAAUCUAACACCGUAGAGCCAAACAAAGUUAUAUAACCAGAAAUAAACCUGUCCGUUGUGAACAAUACAGUACCUUGCAAAACGCACGGUAAUUCAGUGUUUUAAGUCAGUGAACGCAAGCUAUCAUUGGAGUUGGGUUUGGUUUGAUAUAUUUCUGGCCUACAGUUGGACAUUGUAUGUAAUUAUGUGGCUGACUUGGAUUAUGUUUGUAACUUUGGCUUUGAGAGGAAUCAGUUUUGAAGUGGGAUGUUGUGCAGCACUGGCCUCUGUUUUUGACUUAAAUAAAUCCCCAGAUCAAAAUACUGAUAAAUGCUGGUACUAUUAAUUCAUAUUUCAGCAUAUGUUGUUCAUUUCAAUGUAAAGUAUGCUGCACUUGUUUAUACUGGGGUCUAAACACACAGACUAAGUUAAAUGUGUUUUGCUGAUGUUGUUGCAUUUAAUGGACAGUAAUCAAGAUGACCUUGUAAACUUACAUAUUUGAUGAUUGUUGACGUAGAAUCUGUGACACGAUAAGACAAAUAUGCC